Molecule: messenger RNA, 1440 nt
Organism: Magnolia sinica
Lineage: Eukaryota; Viridiplantae; Streptophyta; Magnoliopsida; Magnoliales; Magnoliaceae
Exons: 4
Coding region: 1-1440 (479 amino acids)
Molecular function (GO): RNA-DNA hybrid ribonuclease activity; nucleic acid binding
Source: RefSeq, a predicted model, not a curated record
AUGCCCUUUGCCCUGAAGAACGCUGGAGCAACAUAUCAAAGGUUGGUGAAUCAGAUGUUCGCCAAACAGAUUAGUCGGACUAUGGAGGUUUAUGUCGACGACAUGUUGGUAAAAAGUGUUAGAGCGUCCGACCACAUCAUUGACCUUAGAGAGACCUCAAUCCUCCGAGAGUACCGUAUGAAGCUGAAUCUCGUCAAGUGUGCCUUUAGAGUCGGUUUGGACAAGUUCCUCGAUUUCCAAGUCAGCCAGAGAAGUAUCGAGCAGUUGAAGGGUCACAAGAAGGCCAAGUGGACCUUAGAGUGCGAGCAAGCCUUCCAGCAGUUGAAACAAUAUCUAGGUUCACCUCCCUUGCUAUCGAAGCUGGAAGAGGGUGAACUCCUAUUCCUAUAUUUGGCGGUCUCUGCCUCGGGCGUCAGUUCUGCACUCAUCAGGGACGUUGGGGGUAGACAGCACCCCAUCUACUAUGUGAGUAAAGUAGUGGUACCCACCAAGACUAGGCAAAUCCUUCAAAAGCCCGAGGUGUCAAGUCGACUGAUUAAGUGGGUGAUAGAACUCCGGGAGUUCGACAUUCAAUAUCGUCCGGAAAUUACAAUCAAUGGCCAAGCUGUGGUCGACUUCAUAGUAAAGUUCACUACCUCGGACGCAAAAGAGGCAGACGCGAGCGCGGAGGCAGUUCCCGUGCCCCUGCUAUCUCCCUGGCGUAUCCAGGAUGCAGAAUCGAAGCAGAAAUGGAUACUUUAUGUGGACAAAUCGUUAAACUUUGAGCGUGUCGAGGCAGGGAUUGUCCUGUUGGUGCCUGAUACAACCUUCAUUCAGUAUGCAAUCGGGCUCGGCUUCAAAGCCUCCAACAAUGAGGCAGAAUAUGAGGCUUUAUUGGCUGGACUUCGACUAGCAGCCAGUCUGGGGGUUCAAUCUCUCAAGGUCAAAGUUAUAAACAAGGUUAUCAAGCACCAUCUCAAGACAAAGUUAGAAAUAACGAAAGGCAACUGGGUAGAGGAGCUCUCAUUCAUUCUAUGGGUCUACAGGACUACAACUCAGUCGUCUACUGGGGAGACCCCAUUUUCACUAUCUUACGGAUCGAAGGCGAUCAUCCCAGUCGAGAUCGACCUCCCAACAGCUCAGGUCAGAAACUACCGGGAGGAUCAGAAUACCGAGCAGAUUGCGGCAAACCUCGACUUACUCGAGGAAGUCAGAGACGUCGCCAAACUCCGAGUUGCUACUCAGCAUCAGCAGGUGGCGUGGUUUUAUAAUUCCAGGGUUAAAACGAGGCGGUUCCGGCUAGGGGACCUAGUCCUCUGCCGCGUCUUCCAGAAUACAGCAGAUCCGGGGGCUAGGACACUCGGAACAAAUUGGGAAGGGCCUUAUCGGGUGGUCAGGUCAACCAUGCCGGGCUCCUACCACUUAGAAGAUCUCAGAGGGCGUCAGCUUCCUCACUCCUGA